AUGGCGGAUAGUCGACGUCUAGCGCUAGAGCGAUGGCGUGAGGAGAAACGUCGUCAGAAGGAGAAUGAUGUCCAUGCAACCGUUAAAGCCUCUCGUUCUACACGUCGUGCGAUCGCUCACAGAAAAGCUCGAGGAGCUCCAGAGCGUACGCGUGUAGCCAAACAACAGCGAGAAAUGCCGGUAACUGUAGCUCGUCGAGCGUCUCGAGAUCUACAGCCAUUAGCAUCGAUAAAGGAGCUGGAAAGGGAGCAGGAGCUGCUGUUCAAGACCUCAGCAAAGGUGAAAAGUGAUACUGAGAUUGAUCAAACAACUUCCACAGCGCCAAUGGAAAGUAUGGAAUUCAGCACUUUCUCGACUAGCAAGAAGAGACGCAGAAGACGGAGUUACAUCUCUCCAAUGUCUAAUGCACCGUCCCUGGCUGGAGGAGCACAGCGAGUGCGGACGCCCACGCAACCGCUGCUAGAAAAUGAGAGUGGCGAUGAUGGAGGGAUGGACGAAGAUGCAGAAGAAACGACCCCAGAUACGGUGUCAGGUCCAAGGCGUGUUAGUGUGCAAAUGCGACAGAACAAGAGCAAGAGCGAGGAAGCUGCUGGGGUGACACCAUACAAGACAGAGCAGGAAGGGAAAGAGGGACAUGGUUCCUCGAGAGAAAUGGUCUCGUUCGGAAGUAUUGGUGCGGCACUUCGCGUACCACACGAUGUUUUGAGGAAAGAGAGCGAAAACAAAAGUGAUGCUGGUCUGGAAAUACCACUUAGUCCUACGUUGCAAGCAAAGAAGAAUCUACAUCUAUCUCUAGCUGUGCCGGAUUACGAUGAUAGCGCAAACAUUCACGUUGAAAUUCCACGGUCCGAAGGCAAGCUGGUUUUUCCCGAUCGUGUUCGAUUGGAUCCAGCACAGAUACCAACAAGGACCAGCAUUGAUCGAAGGGCAUCACGUAAAAGUUUUUCCAGCCGCACAUCACUUGACGAUCCGAAGUCCGUUCAGUCGGUUAGCGAGCGACUGGCAGAAAAAUCCAAGUGGGCAAUUGACGACUUUGUUGUGACGAAGAACUUGGGCCAAGGCAAGUUUGGAAACGUGUAUUUGGCGAAGGAGAAGUGCACAAACGUUUCAGUUGCUCUCAAGGUCAUUUUCAAGUCACCACUGGUGCAUAACGGAGAUACCAGUAACCUAAAGCGCGAGGUCGAAAUUCAAGUGCGACUUCGCCACCCCAACGUUUUGCGCAUGCACGGCUACUUUUACGACGACUCAUGCAUAUAUUUGGUGCUCGAAUAUGCGCCUUAUGGAGAACUAUACAAGGAGUUAGCCAGAGGGAAAUAUUUUUCCGAUGACAUGGCUGCACAUUAUGUGGCACAAGUAAUUGAAGCUCUGAACUACUGUCACAGCUGCAACGUGAUUCACCGGGAUAUCAAGCCUGAAAACCUCCUGUUAGGGUACAACAAAACCAUCAAACUUGCUGAUUUUGGGUGGUCAGUGCAUGCGCCUAGCCCCUACAAUCUUCGCAAGACAUUCUGCGGGACUCCAGAUUAUCUGAGCCCGGAAAUAGUGAUGGGAGAGUCAUACGACUAUCGGACAGACUCUUGGAGUCUAGGUGUGCUAACGUAUGAGCUGCUAGUUGGUUCGACGCCGUUUCACUGCACAAAUCAGAUGGAUAUGUAUCAGCGAAUUCGACUCGUCGAUUACCACUUUCCGCCGAUGCCAGUGAUUUGUGAUAGCGCAAAGAGCUUUAUUGCCGGAUUACUCAAACGAAAGCCGAAUGAUCGAAUGAGAUUGGAAGAUGCAUUCAAACACCCGUGGAUUCACAGUCGCCAUUCGAAGUAA
Peronospora farinosa is the source of this 1818-nucleotide messenger RNA. The record is from the annotation of a GenBank genome assembly. NCBI's taxonomy places the organism in Eukaryota, Oomycota, Peronosporomycetes, Peronosporales, Peronosporaceae.